ACGGAGUACGGACGAUCGCAUGGGCGUGGGCGGUACUGUACCCCUGUCGCGCAGUCGCGAACAAUUAGCGCGCGGGGCGGCGCGGCCGGCGCGUCACUAUAAUGUGGUUAGUCAGUGAGCGGCGGGGCCGCACCGACGAGCAGCCCGAGGAGUCGCGCUGGUCGCUGAGCCAGCGCGCCGGCCACAGCACGGUGGAGUUCAAGAGCGCGGCGUGCGCGGGCGCCGCUGAGCCGCCCGCGCCGCCUCUCGCCGCGCUGCCGGACCCGCAGCAGUUCAACAUAUUCCCGGCCUUCUUCAGCCGCCAGCUCAACUUCACCGGCGGCGGUGGAUGCGGCCAGGGCUCCAAGAUCAUGGAGGAGCUGCGCCCCAACCUCGUUGGGGGCCUGCUCGGAGUGCCCGGUCUUUUGGAUGAGCAUCAAGCGGAUGCGAAGUUCUUGCCGUCCAGCGGUGAGAGCAAAUACACCCCGGAUAAAGGGAGGAAGUGCAGCAAUGCGUCGUCUUCGUCGGCGGAGGAGUUCGGGGGGUUGUACGGUGGCGAGCAUGCAGCGACGCCGCCGGCGCCACCGUUGAGUCGGUCCCUACAAGAUCACACAGCGGAAGGCGCGUUCAAAAAAUUAAAACCGGAGCCAGGCGGGAGUAGUACAGGCACGUCUGGUGGGUCCUCUGCCUUGUCCCCAUCGCUGGGCCCCCAGCACGCCGGCCACACGCCGACCACAGCCUCGUGUCCCACGCCCGCGCGCCGGAGACACCGCACCACCUUCACGCAGGAGCAAUUAGCAGAAUUAGAAGCGGCAUUCGCGAAGUCACAUUAUCCUGACAUCUACUGUCGGGAGGAGCUCGCGAGGACCACCAAAUUGAACGAGGCGAGGAUACAGGUGUGGUUUCAAAACCGGCGUGCGAAGUACCGCAAGCAAGAGAAGCAACUGCAGAAGGCUCUCGCGCCCGCGGUGCUGCCUGGCUGCAACGGCAUGAUGCGAAACAUCCAGGGGUACCGUGGGUACCAACCUUACCCGCACCCUAACACCAUCAACAGAUACCCACAGCAUCACGGGAGCUACGAGGAGCUGCAGAAGGACAUAUUCUCGCUGUCGCAGAUGGGCGGCGGGUCGUAUCCCAUGCCACAAGGCUUCUCCAUGGGCCACGGGGCCAACAUGAGCGCCGUCGGCAUGCGGCAAGAUACUAUGAGCAUGAGCGCUGAAGACGAGUGGUAUAACAAGUCUUUGUCCGCCCUACGGAUGAACAGCGGCCACCACGCCAACCUAGCGGCCGCACCCAUGCUGCAGUACCAGACCUAAUCGCUGCUGCACGGCGCCGACUACUCGCCGGCGCCGGCGCACGACUACGCGCCGCCGUAGUCGCCGCGCAAUAAAUCGCGAGCCACAGCUCGAACACCAAGGACUCGAAGUGAAUUUGUAGGGGUACGAUACGACACACGACGCCAGGAUAUAGCAAACUUUGCUAUAGUGAAAGAAGUCGUGACUAAAGGAAAGCCAUUGUGUACAGUACGAUUCAAACUUUAUAGCAGUUGCAAGGUUUACAUCAUACUGCUCAAAUUAACAUACAAUCUCAAUGUGGAGCAUGGAUUGGGUAGGUAUCUCGUGACACACGAGACUCUCCUUAAGGCACCUCGCGCGCUAGACGGCCACCACAACGGCCAGUGGUCGCAACGACCAGAUUACUAAAGAAACCAUACAAACUGACUGAAACUGAACUUAAAAGGAUGCGAAACGUCAAUAAAUAGAUAAAUCAGUACAUCUAUACCGUUAAAAAUUGUUUUAUUUAAUGAGUGGUGUACGUGAAAACCUAAGAAACAAAUAACCAUAUUACAAACGUCACGCAGUUGGCCGCAAUAGUCAACCUUAGUUAGUCUGGUCGUUGCGGCCACUGACCAUGGUCGUAGCCGUCUACGGGGUGCCUUAAGUAGAAUCACGUUUGUCACCAGGGGGUCAAUCACCUAAAGAGAUUGCUAUGGCAAUCGCUAUUGCUUACGAUCUCUCUUCUUCUUGCAACGGGCGUUUCCGCAACUCGGAGUCCUUAUGGCGCCUGUUUUGCG
Chilo suppressalis (striped riceborer) is the source of this 2053-nucleotide messenger RNA. The record is from the annotation of a GenBank genome assembly. Lineage: Eukaryota; Metazoa; Arthropoda; Insecta; Lepidoptera; Crambidae.